Molecule: messenger RNA, 2123 nt
Organism: Thlaspi arvense
Lineage: Eukaryota; Viridiplantae; Streptophyta; Magnoliopsida; Brassicales; Brassicaceae
Source: the annotation of a GenBank genome assembly
CUUUACAACAAUGAAAUUUUGGAGGAAAAGAAUACAUAUGCUUUUGGUCAUGUUUUUGGAUAGAAGCGAGCACUUAAGAAACACUGAACUUAAUUAUCCACAAAAUUAUUUAAGAAACACUGAACUAAUUAUCCACAAAAUCAUUCGUGACAAAAAAAAGCUGAUGACGUGUCAUGACCAACCGGUAAACUUGGGAUCCAAGGCCACCUUGGUGAUUUUAACGGUCUAGAUUAAUCUAUCUUCAAUUCAUGUAACGCAGGUGUGGACACGGACAAACCUUUUGAGAUUCUUAGUUCUUUAUUUCCCAAACUACUCCUUAUUGUUUAAUAUUAUUACAUUAAUUCCUCGUUAUUUCCGAGCAAUGGUUUGGUAAAGUUCGAAAGGAGGAUGUUACGAACUCCGACGUCGUUUUAGGUACGCGCGUCAAAACUCAAACUCCACCGUUGGGACACGUGUCAUCGAUAGGGCUUAGUCUAAGCCGUGUGUAAUCCACAAACUAAACACCGAUAAUAAUCCACAUAAGAUCUAUGAUUCGCCACAAAACCUCCACGUGUCCACUUUAUUCACCGGUUACCCAGUCACCCACAAUUCGUCUUCUUAAUUUUAAAGAGUAUAUAUAUAUAUAUAUAUAUAUACACACAGAGAAAGCCAACGCGUCACAGAAUUUUCGUCCGCGAGAGGAAAAACAAAUACACAAACUUCGAAAUUGUCAAAUUUACUUUGAAAACAAGUGAACCGAUUUGGGAGAAAAAUCAAACAAAAAGACGGUGAUUUCGAGUGAAAGUUUCAAAGAAUCGAUCGGGUUUUAACUUAUAAUUGUUGUGAAAGUGGGAUUGAAUUUGAUAGCGAAGAAAGAGAGAGAUGGUAGCAGAAGCAGAGGGUUUAUUUCAACAGGGUAUAUCGACUUCUCCGGUGGGUCUGAAGCCGGAGGAUGAUUCUAGUGUCUCGGUUUAUGUUCCGACCAUCCGGUCUGGAAGCUACGCUGAUAUCGGGCCAAAGAAAUUCAUGGAAGACGAACAUAUUUGCGUAGAUGAUCUAUCCUCCCAAGUUGGGUGUCUUUUUGAGUUACCAAAGCCAAGUGCUUUCUAUGCGGUUUUUGAUGGUCAUGGAGGAUCAGAAGCAGCAACGUAUGUACGGCAAAAUGCCAUCAGGCUUUUCUUUGAAGACGAUACAUUUCCACAGACAUCGGAAGUGAAUGGUGUUUACGUGGAAGAAGUUAAGAGUUCGUUGAGAAAUGCGUUUCUCCAAGCUGAUCUAGCUUUGGCAGAGGACUGUAGCAUCAGCUCUUCCUCUGGUACCACGGCCCUUGCUGCUCUUAUUUCCGGAAGACUCUUGAUGGUUGCAAAUGCUGGAGACUGCAGAGCGGUUCUUUGCAGAAAAGGCAGAGCGAUAGAGAUGUCUCAAGACCAUACACCGGUGAAUCUACCGGAGAGAAGAAGAGUAGAAGAAUCUGGAGGUGUCAUUGAGGACGGUUACCUAAACGGAGAGUUAUCUGUAACCCGGGCUCUCGGCGACUGGGACAUGAAACGCCCACACGGCUCUAAGUCUCCACUGAUCUCCGAACCUGAGAUCAAGCAGAUAACUUUAACGGAGGACGACGAGUUUCUUGUAAUCGGGUGCGACGGGAUUUGGGAUGUCUUGACAAGCCAAGAAGCGGUUGGCGUUGUGAAGCGCGGCUUAAACCGACACGGCGAUCCCACGAGAUGUGCAAGAGAGCUUGUGAUGGAGGCUCUGAGGCUGAACACGUUUGAUAACUUAACAGCUGUUGUGGUAUGUUUUGUGACAGUGGACCGAGAUGAGGAGUCGGUGGUUCCGCUGGAGAAGAAAAGGUGUUGUAGCCUUACGCCGGAGGCUUUUCGUAGCUUGAGGAAUCUUCUGGAUGGCUGAAACUAUUGUGUUCUUGGUGGAUACUGAUAAUGACGAAAUAUCUCUCUCUCUCACGCUGCUUUUUGUAUUUGAGUUUGACGUUUUAAGCAGCUGAGAGAAUACACAUGUUGUUGUGUGCUUGUUGUCUGUGUGAUUACAGAAAAUGUUGAUUGUUUUGUGUACAGUGAAAGAAAUAAAAACUAUACAAUUAUUGAUCCCAUCUCUCUUAUUUCUUUCCUACAGAGUGUCGACAUUAU